CCGGGCGUGUUUAGUCUUUGAGUAUGUGUUAUCCUGUCGGGUUCCUGUACACGCCUGCACGGCUCGGCUUGAUUCGGCACAGCGCCGGGAGGAGCGUCACAGAUAGGCGGGGAGAGCAAGGGACGGCGAACCGCAUCGACGCCGCCGCUGCGCACUUAACAAACCGUGUGUCAAUAGACGAGUGCCCGAGGUUCCCCUCCUCCGGCUUGGUUGGAUUAACGGAGGCUUCGGCUGCAGCUGAAAGGAGGGAGACCGGAAUGUGGACAGGCGCUGCAGCGGGAAGGUCAAGAGCGGAGGAUUGAAUCACUAGAAGCAGCGAGGCUCAGGGACCUAGUCCGGACACGGGGCCCCGCCCGGCCGCAGCUUCCCCGGGGCACUGGAGCUCAUUGAUCGUCACAGCUGUGAAAGAUACCAAACAGGGAGAUGAGGAAGACCCAUCUGAUGACGAGUGAAUGAAAGGAGGACACACUUAGGAGGAGUGAGAAGCAGAGGAGGAAAGAAAUAUAUCCAGCAGAGGAGAACAAAAGGAGAGAGAAGUAGCAGUUGAAGGAGGGAGGGAAAGAUGUGAGGAGCUCUGUCAGAGAGGAGAGACGGAGGUGAGACAGAAACAGGAAGCACUACUCACAGAUAUUAAACAGACAGACUUGACUGAAAGUGAAAGAGAAGACAAAGAAGCUGGACGGAAAAACUAGGGACUGGUGGAGGGAGGAAAUAAACAUCUGGAUGGUCUCCACAGCAACGGCCAGCAGGUUACCCCCCCCCCGAAGAUGGCCUCCAACUUCAGCGACAUUGUCAAACAAGGCUACGUACGCAUGCGCAGCCGCAAGCUGGGGAUCUAUCGACGUUGCUGGCUGGUGUUUAAGAAGUCGUCCAGUAAAGGACCUCGUCGUCUGGAGAAAUACCCUGAUGAGAAGUCUGCCUACAUCAGAACCUGUCCUAAGGUGACAGAAAUUAGCAACGUCAAGAAUGUCACACGGUUGCCUCGGGAUACCAAGCGACAGGCUGUGGCCAUUGUGUUUACAGAUGAUACCUCACGCACCUUCACCUGUGAAUCAGAGCUGGAGGCUGAAGACUGGUUCAAGACACUGUCUAUUGAGUGUCUGGGCAUGCGACUCAAUGACAUCAGUAUGGGAGAGCCUGACCUGCUGGCUGCCGGGGUCCAGUGUGAACACACAGAGCGCUUCAGCGUGUUCCUCCUCCCCUGUCCCAACCUAGACAUCUACGGCGAGUGCAUGAUGCAGAUCACCCACGAGAACAUUUACCUGUGGGACAUUCACAACCCUCGCACAAAGCUGGUCACCUGGCCGCUAUGCUCCCUGCGGCGCUACGGACGCGAUGCCACCCGCUUCACCUUUGAGGCUGGACGGAUGUGUGACAGUGGUGAAGGCCUCUACACCUUCCAGACCAGAGAAGGAGAACAGAUUUACCAGAGGGUUCACUCCUCCACACUGGCCAUCGCUGAGCAACACAAGAAGGUCUUGCUGGAGAUGGAGAAAAAUAGCAGGCUUAUGUCUAAGGGUUCAGAGUCCAGCUCCUACCCCUGCACGCCCACUGCCAUCCUGCCCCGGUCUGCCUACUGGCACCACAUCACUGCAAACCAGACCGGCAUGGAUCCUGGCACCGCCGACACUUCAGAAGACGACCUGCUGUCGACCCGCCUGCCUCCAGACCGCCAUGACAUGCUGCCCCUGGCAAACACUCAUGCACAGUCCCAGCCCUACAUACACACACACUCCGCGACACACUACCCCACCUACCCUGGACAGUGACACACACAUACAGAACAGGAUGUAAACACUGAAAAACAUACGCACACACAGAUAGCCACAUGCAUGCAGGCACACAUGAUUCACACACACUGAGAGAAACACACACUGUCCCUUCUUGUAUUUAUUUUCCAGCCCAGCAUUACACCUCACAGGAUAUGUCGUUGGCCAGACCAACACAGGCCCAUAGACCAUCUUGAAUGCAGAAAGCAGAAUCCUGCAGAAGACUGUAAGGAGACUUGGCUUCCCUCCAUGGCUGCAGCUCCCACACUUCCACAGCAGACACAGAUAUUUGACCUUUUCCCACUCUCAGACAGAUUGGCAGAUGUUGCCUACUGAUUAAAGUAAGGUCUGUAUGCUUUGAACCACUGAGGCUAUAUUGCAUGUUGACUGACUAUAUCUAAAGUCAGACGUGUUUCUACCUGUUCUGAAUGGCCUCUCCCGAAGGUGAGGUUUUUUUUACUGAAUUUAUGCAACAAGUUUUCGUUGAAGUUAUGUUUCAAAUAAUAAUUGUCUGGCAGCAUGAGAUACAACUGAUGUCACAACAAACAACACAGUGUUCACUUUUCCAGCUAUAGCUGGUCAGUCACUAAGACAACUCAAUAUGUUUUCAACCUGAAUAGUGUCAAAACUAAAACUGAGAUACAGAGUUAUUAUAGUUCAAACUGGACUGGCUGGGCAGCUCUCUGUUAUGUGAAGUCACAGGCAAUUGAUAUGAAAGAUAUGAAAAUAUAUGUCGGUGUAGUUUAAAAAAAUUUACACAAUCAGACCAACAAGUCAACACUUCAAUUUGGCUGGUUUAUUCAUGCACAAAGGACAGAUCUGGUGCAGGGUACACCAAGUCUCUCCUUGAUUGAUAAAACUUGAACUGCUUAUAUAGCAUCGAGACCUUUACCUCUACGUUUCACUUUAUUACUUCCACCCUCCUAAAAGGGGGUGCAUCACUAAAUCUCUGCUGGAUGUACUGUAGAGAAACCAACAAACAACGAUGUGUAACUAAGAUUUGUAAUGGAUCCUUUGACAUCCUGCUCACCCCAAAGUUCAGCAGUUUACCCAAGGUUCACAUUCUUAACAUCCUUAAACCAAAGUUGCCAACAUGCAAAAACAAAUACAACCUUACAGUAUGUAUGAAUAUAUAAUUUUUAAAACUGAUAACGCUUCAAGAUACGAGUCCAUAAAUUUCAAAUAGUUACCUGAUAAUUUUACGGGGAAGUUUGAUGGACAGAACGAACUUGGACCUUAUCAAAGAAACACUCCAUUUAAAUCCAAGUCAUUUUUAUGUCGACUUUAAAUUUGUAUGGUUGGUUUUCUCCUCCGUUUGGCCAUUCAGGACAGGUAUAAACAUUUGAGUAAUGUGUUGGAUGACACAUCAUAGACACUAGUUUGUUUGAAGCAUAUUAAGGCCUUUACGGACAAACAUAUCUGGUUACCUAGCAACCUGGCUAAAUGGUAAAUUCUAGUCUUACUGACCACUCAAAGCGCUUUACAAUGCUUGCCACAUUCACACAUCACAAUCACACACUGAUGGAACAGCCAUCAUGGGCAAGGUGGGGUUUUAUCUUGCUUAAGGACACUUCGACACACAGACUGGAGGAGCCAGGGAUCGAACCACUGACCUUCUAAUUAGAGGACAACCCGCUCUACCUCCUGAGCCACAGCCGCCCCCACCGGCUACAUUUGGUAAUUUUUUUAGGGCAGAAAGAUAUCACUUCGAUUUGUGCAUAAAAUAGGACUAUCAGUGCUGGGUCUGAUGGUCUGACUUGAGUUUCUUCAUGGCUGCCAGCGGAUUAACGUCUAUAACUGUGUUAAAUUAAACAUUGCUGUCCUAACUAGUUCUCAAUUCUGGGGGAGCAUCCUUUCGGGGGGGGGGGGGGGGGGGGCUGUCCUUCUUACACUUCAUAGACCAAGAAGGCUGAAUCUAAUGAGAUGGUCUGGCCUACUAAGGAUUUCCGCUUUGCAUCCCCAGCUGUCCCCACCCUCACCGUUGCAUCACAAAGCGCCGUGCUUGUCCCCUUGGAACUUUGACAAAAGAUUUUUCACUAAAACUUGAGGUUUUUGAGGCCGGUGGUUUUAACAGUGGUACCAUUAGCUGUUGAACUGAGCUUAAACCCAAUAUAACAUUUAACAGUGCAAUCUUCAGGCUCUGUCAGUGUUGUUUGCUGCCAUAUUAUUUUCAUUAAUGGCGCACGAUGAAUCUUGGGAUAGGUUGGACCACAAAGGAUCCACCCGUUGGAGCCUGAAGUGAGACAGUCUAGUUGCAUCCCUGUGAAGUACUCAGACUUCAGAUGCAGCCUCUGAAUUGGCUCCAUCUAAAGUCCUGCUACCUGAACCUAACCUUCAGUCCCAGCAGAGCAUCAUCUUAUGAGCCGAGUUGGCACUGUUUUGUUGCUCAAAAUUUGGGUCUUUUAUUUUCAAAUGAAAAUUUCUCUCUCUGACUGUUCCAGUUGUCUGAUUAUGUUUUAAGAAAAUUCACAAUUCCCAGCUGAUGCAUUAGCAUGGAAAAACUAAUGGUCGGUAGAGAAUGAAAUAAAGCAAAAAUUUAGCUGGGGUCUCAAACUUGGCAGUGCCAGUCAGGUUCAGUCUAAAAGACAUGGGUGAGGGCUGAGUUCUGGUCUCAGUUGUAGGCCCCAUGAUAGAACAGGAUUUUUUAGCAACAAUUCAGGUGAUUUCACUUUCAGUUUUACCUCCAAACAAUGUAGUAUAGAUCCUGGUUUGUUAACAACCCAUCUGAUCAUCUACUCAGGUUUAAUUUUGCUCUGUUGCUGUGUCUGACAUCUUAAUAAUUAUUUUACUGUGUGCUGUUGCAUUGCUUGCAUCUCUGAAGGUCAAAGUCUUCCCAUAAAGCAGCACUGAUCAACUCUGUGGAUCAUAAUCAGGGGACACUGAACCAGAUGUAUUUCUUACCCUCAUAUGAAAUGAUGUGAAUUUCUGAUACAUACCUGCCUACAUUUUCUUCUGGCACUGAAGCAUGAAUUCCUAAGGUAAUUAUUUCCAGUCUAAUCAUCGUAAACAUAAACUUCCCUCCCACCUGCCCAAGCUGUCUGUUUGACCAUUGAAGGAGGCUGUCAAGAGAGAAAGACCAAAAAGAAGAUUAUGUUGUCUUUAAUGAAGACUUUGCUAUAUACUGCCUUUGCCUUCUAUUGCACUUUGCUACUCAUCUCAUUGGCACUGUAGGGGUGGUGGUGGGAGGGGGAGAGGAAGGACAGGCUGCCAGAACCAUAGAGGCCGGAUCAUGUUUUUCUCUAUGGGCUCAUGGGAGAUCAUCCCUCCACUGAUGCCUUUUGAUUAUGUCAGAAGAGUUUAAGACUGUGGUGUGACUGUGGAGAUUUUAUCACAGCAGCUCUGGGAAAACAGCUCUGGGGAAACACAGACCUUUACAUCGCUAUAAAACGCCUCAUUAUAAAACGCCUCAUAUCUGGUCUGUAUCUAGGUCUAAUAUAGCUUGAUUAAUGCUGGAAUCUUUGUGCAACCUACAUUUCAUGUUUUAUGAUUUUACAUAAUUUGAACAUGACAGGGCUAAAGCAUUUUAUUGGUUGUUUACAUGAUGUACAUUAUGUAUUGUGUGUAAAUGUGUUUUUGGUGUACUUACAUACUGUAAAACCUGAGUUUGCUGACCUAAGAGAAUCUUGUACAUAUUGUUAUUUAUUUCAUAUGAAAUGUGUGUGUGUGUGGUUGUGUGUGUGUGUGUGUGUGGUGUGUGUGUGUGUGUGUGUGUGUGUGUGUGUGUGUGUGUGUGUGUGUGUGCAUGCAUGCGUGCGUGUGUGAAAGAGAGAUUAUUGGGAGUAUGUCUUCAUUUAAAAUGCAGAUACUCACCAUGUUUUUGUACCUUGUAAUGUGGAAGCAGAUGGUAGCCGGUCCACACGUCGUCCUCAUGGCUCUUUACACAUAAAUCUGCACCUGAGUGGACAACACAAACACAUUUACCAUUGUGUCUUCCGCACUGUCGCCUCACAGUUUGAAUCUUUUUGGCCUUAGAUUAAUCACAGUCUCGUCCUGUCCACAUGCCUGAAACAUAUGCUGCUCCUUGUUUUGGAAAGAAACUGUAAUCUGUGGUAGGAGAAAUCUUCAGAGGGGUGUUUAAUAAGGAAAACUGCAUUAAGGAGCAUUAACACCUGUUUACUUACCAGUCUCAUCAAGACUUUCAGUCAUCGUUGCAUCUACAGAAGAAGAGGUUAUAAUUCGUCCUCUGAACAGCUGCUUCUUCAGGGCAGACUGGAGGCUACAGUGACUCAGUAUUGGAAAGUGACAAGACAGGCCAGGGCUACCAGGUUAGCAUGCUUACUUCAUGACAAGAAAAUAAAUGGUAGAUAUAGAGGCAAAACAUGGUUGCUUACACUGCUGGUGAGUAAAGUAAUGAAGUUUGAUGCUGAACUCACAACCUUUCUUCUACGUAUACAGUAAACAGCUGCUAAUGCUAACAUUAGCUAUGUAGCAAUAGCAAAACUUACAAAUAGCUCCUUUAAUCCAAGAUAGUGCUAAUGAGAUCUGUUAAAUUUGGUUAAAGAACAGCUGGUGGACUACUUGAAAACACAGACCUGAAAAAUUGAGCACAGAUCACUACACUUUACACUAAACUGUGAUACUGUGUGAUAAAACUCUGAUGAAUCAGAUGGGGCACAAAAUAAGAUUAUUUGCAGUUUGUAAGAGCCAAGGUUCAAUUGGUUUGUAGAGGUGACAAUAACAGUCACAUGGUUGAAGUACUGAUGAAAUACUUUUAAACUGUUUGUCUUUUUAGGUCAGUAUUUCUGUCUUUCAUAUUUUUGAUUUAAAUGAGAGAAAAAGGUUAGCCUAUAGCUAACCAAGGGUCUAAGAACACAGGUGCUGUGUCAGUAUGCUAUCAGAUACACAUAGUUCACAUGCUGAUGUUUAGUAGUUAUUGAUUUCCAUUUUUAGUGUGUUAGCAUCCCAACAUUUUACCAGUAAAAUAAGUACAGCUGAGGCUGAUGGAAAUGUUGUUUGAUUUGCUGGCAUGUGAUUUGUUUAAUUAAAUUUUAAUACAAUCCCUACAAAGGUUUUAAGACUUUUCACUCUGAACCACUAACUCCACCCUCUUGGAGGCACCAGAGAGGAUCACCAACGUUAGUGUGAUACAUCAUCUGGAACUGAAUUUCUGUGCCAAUUAUCUAUUUCAUGUUAGGUCAUUUUAGUGAAUAAGUGAAACUCUGACCUGCUGGUUGUGCUACAUUAAAAAUCAGGGGACCACCAAUGUCAUUAGGCUUCUUCAUCUGGGGACCAUGACUGUUUCAUGGCAAUUCAUCAAAGAGUUGUUGAGAUGAAGUCUGAGUCAAGGAGCUACUGGUGAUGUUGCUUUAUUAAACUUUAUUAAACACCCCUCUGGUCAUACAAGUGCUACAGCAAAGUCUUAAGUGGAAGAGAUGAUUGAUGGAAACAGGAUGGAAAAUAACAGCACUGACUGAGGUUUGAAAGCACCACAGUUACACCAGUUACAAUGUGUUUUUGUGCUUGUAGUGUUAUCACAAUGACAGUGUCAGCUCUCACCGAUGGCUGUUUCCUCCCCUUAGCUUUGUAACUGAUGACGAAAUGUUGUUUUCCUCAUUUACACUGUCCACAUCCAGUGCAUGUUUUGGAGAAAAAUAAAGUCUACAACUUAAUUGUGUCUCAUUCUCCAUUGUGAUCUCAGUCUGUUGAAUGUGACUUUAUGAAUCCUGUUUUAUUUUUGAAAACUAUUGUUCAUGUAAAAGCUGUUUUACGCGGUUUACAGUAUUCUACAGUCUGAAUGUGCUUCACUAAAUGGAUGAGGGUAUGAAUGAAAGAUAUAUAUUUUCAUAGAUCAUCUACAUGUAUACAAUAGUACUGUGUAUUACAAUGCUGUAUUACUUGAAUUACAGUGACAAAUUUUCACUGUCAUCUCUUUGCUCCUGCCAGCACAUUGGAUUUGUGAUUAUGGAGUUAAGGUUGCAAUGAUGAAUAUCUUUACAGUAACCAUGGAUCAAAUGACUGUUUGUAUGUCGCUUUUAGUGAAGAAUCCACAGAAAAGGAUCCCCCAAUUAUGCGUUAUUAUCAGCUCCAUAGAGCCUUUUGGCGGGAACUACCACAGAGGCAGUCUUGAGUACUUUGGCAAGUAGGGUUGCCACCCGUCCCAUAAAAUACAGGAUCGUCACGUAUUUCAAAAUAAAUUGCAAUUUGUCCCGUAUUUUUAUUCAUGUUAUGUCCUUAAAGUGCUGUGUAUAAUGUAAUGUCAAGUAAAACCAAACCAGUGGUAGCCUACAAGUAGAUUGGUUUAUCAUUUAGCAAUAGACUGACAAGCUGGGUUGGUCACUUAUUUUUUCACAUAAAAGGUGGCAACCCUAUUGGCAGGUGUUUAUAUCUGUCCAUCUGGUGUGGAAAGAUUUUUGUCAUGGCAAUAGCGUCACUCCUAGGCCUACACUCAGAUUAUAGGAAAACACCCAACCGGCUUGUGUGAAUAUUGUCAGGCAGAGGAAACAUACAUGCAAUUACACAAUGUGAUAGGUAUGAGCCAGAGAGACAAGCUAUGAAGGAAGAGCUCAGGAGGCUGGAUGUUCAUGACAUUACAAAUCACACUUGAUGGAUUUACCUUAGGGGCAGAGCAGAAAAGUUUUCAGUGAAUUUCUUAGAUGGGGUUAUGGAAUAGAAUUUAAUCUCUGAUCCACACUCCGGAGCAGAGGGUGGCGGUAAUGCACGUAUUACGCUGGUUGCCAAGAAGAAGAAGAAGAAGAAGAAGAAGAAGAAGAAGAAGAAGAAGAAGAAGAAGAAGAAGAAGAAGAAGAAGAAGAAGAAGAAGAAGAAGAAGAAGAAGAAGAAGAAGAAGAACUACAACUACAACUACAACUACAGUGUAUGACCUGCGCUGUAGAAGCUUGACGGUAUAUCGCAUGUAAUUUGCAUUACGGCGCAGUCACUGUUAUAGCUGCAAACCAUCGAGAUAAUGGGACGUAAAGUGACUCUCGCGACCUGCUCGUUGAAUCAGUGGAGUUUGGACUUUGAAGGCAACUUGGAGAGAAUAUUGAAAAAAAUGGCGGAACAUGGAUCAUCUCAAUUUUUGGAAAUGCUAGCAGCGCAGCAGAAUUGCAGCAGAAUAUACCGUCUGUGAUGAACGUUUAACAGCUGAUUUUGGAUUGAUGACAAAGGGAGAGGGAAGAUGGAGGAAGGUUGAAAACAAAAGCACGAGAACCAUAGAACCGUGCUCUAGCCAAGUGCUGUAAAAUAGACAGAGAUUUCAAACACAGUUCUGCAAACACAGCAGAGCUGAAAGUUCAGCAAGCCUCUCAUGGACAAACAGAGUAGUCAAUCAUCCAGGAUGUACCCACAUGCUGGAAUUCAACACUUGAGAUGAUAAUGUGUGUCCAACACAACAAAGAACCACUGAAGGCAACACUGGCCCAGCAGAAGAACAACAUAGCUAUUGCUAACCUCAGCUGAAUAUGACAGGCUAGCAAAGUUGGAAACACAGCUUGAGUCAUGCAGGGUAUGUCACUGAGCUCCUGGGGGGUGACAAUAUGUGUCCUGCUCUGUGGUCCUGCCUGCACUCUGCCACCUCAUGCGUACAAUGGAGAUCUCAGACGUUGACCUUGCUACAAGGCUACAUUCUCAGAGGACCUCACAACACAUGAAAGGAGAACACGAACCUUUCAUGGUUAAAGGUAGCAACAGCUCCAGACCCUCAAUUAAAGGACCCCAGGUGCCUGCCCAAAGCAGGGAGUGGAGAGGUGUGGCAAAAGCUGAGUCAUAUGCCGAAGGACAGAGAAACUGCAUCACAGGCCUGCAGAGAGGAAAUGGAACCAGAGCCACCAAGGAAGAAGAUGGCUCUCCUACUAAUGCUGUCAGUUUCUGGUGAGGAGGCACUUUCCACAGACAAAACUCUGGAGCCCAGUGUCAGCAUAGAUUACGGUGGUGGUCAGCACACACUGGUGCCCAUGGUAGGCUAGCCCAAAAGUAGACUAUGAACUGGUUGACUGGAGUCAUGUCACACAACACGUUUACAUAGUUUCAAGUAAUGUUAUUCAAUUAAGUGUGUGAAAAGGGACUGUUCACUUUGUUUAUUUCAAGACACUUAUCACUUUCAGUUUAUUAUUCAGCUUUCAGCCCACUCAAAGUAAUGUCGAAUUUAUUUGGGUGAAAUGUUAUUUUACAAUUUACAGACAAGCUGUUAUAAUUACUUUGUAGCAGAUGUAUUGUAACUGUUUUUGUGUUUUUGUCUUGUAUUUAAGUUGGCAGGUCAUUAUGGACGUUGUGGGCGAUGCCAAGCACUCCCUCAGACUUUUUAGUCAGUCUAAUGAUGAGGCACUUUAAUUAGUUAAACAUCUGUACAGUUAUAGAGUAGAGCCCAGUGUCAGCUUAGAGGCUACUACAGUGUUUGUUGACACACACACUUGCCCGUGCUGUGCCAAGCUAGUUAAAAGGAAAUGGAAGACUUCAUGACUGGAGUCAUUUGACACAAGUAUAUGAGGAAAAUUUGUGAUGUGCGAUAACUGUUCAAUAUUGCGGUCACAGUUACUUGUAAUAAAUAAACAGAUAUUGAAGUGUGUAGUUUUGCUGUUCACUAUUAGCUUAACGUAACUGCGCUGCAUAUGUGUAAAUCAAACUGCGGUGGACGGGAGACGUUAAAAAUGUAGGUUUUCUACAUGAUAAAAUCUUGUUGAACAGGUGGUGUGAUGAAGGACGGUAAUUGGUUUUUCAAUCGCAAAGGUUGUGAUGACACACACAGAACUACGACUGUAGUAAAAUGUUAACUUCUCACUGGUCUCCACCCCCCGCCUCUGCGCUGUGUGUAUGAGAGGCUUCAGCCCGACACCAAAACGCAAGUUGAAAACCCUGUGUGACUGCAUGACAUGUGUAAUAAAUACAAUUAUUUCUUUCCAAUUUA
Messenger RNA from Seriola aureovittata, 10611 nucleotides. RefSeq names its product docking protein 4 (gene dok4). The transcript is spliced from 13 exons. Gene Ontology annotation, biological process: positive regulation of MAPK cascade; cell surface receptor protein tyrosine kinase signaling pathway. The coding region runs from base 768 to 1769 and encodes 333 amino acids. Lineage: Eukaryota; Metazoa; Chordata; Actinopteri; Carangiformes; Carangidae. The record is from RefSeq and is a predicted model, not a curated record. Gene Ontology annotation, cellular component: cytoplasm.